UGUUUUGUUCCAACGGCGACCGCGAUCGCGCUACCCGUGCAGGUACAGCAAUAACCGGCGCUCCAGGCGGAACACGUGCGAACCGGAAAUCGCGAACGGAAAUAAAACAAUCGAAGAAGUGGUUGUGCGAAUUCGGACAGGACAAGGCUUCUGCGAUGUCUGUGCGUGAGAACUUUUGAGCGCGCGCUGGGAUAGAAACUGCCGCUAACCGUUCGUUUUGACAAACGCGGACGGAAAUGAAACGAUUGAAACGUUCUUACGACUAGAGCUUCUGCGAUGUCGUGCCGGUUAAGUGCGUGAAAGCUUUCGAGUGCCUAGCUAGAUCGUAGAGGCAAAGUAUAUGAUUGUUUGAUCAGUGCCGAAAACCCGUUCAAAGCUAGUCGUUUUUACAAGAUUAUGAUGGUCGUGUCACCAAGGGCGUAAAAACUUCAGACCUUUGGAUAGAAGCAACUUACGGAAAUUGAGUUUGCUUAAGCAGUGUAGGAGACAGUCACUGGAUUUGCGAGUAUUUGUUUGUUAAGCUUUAUUGAUGGUCGAUGAUAAAAGAGACACUCGUCUGUGAUGUUUUGACCUUAUCUUUGUGCGAGUUCUUGAUACAAUCUUUCGAAAUGACAGAAACAGUGAGUGUAGUGUUUCAACGACUAAUUCUUGUGUUAGAUUGGUGAAAGGAUCAUUCUUCAAAAGUGAGUGACAAACUUUUACGUCUUACGCACAAGGGCGAACUGCCUCCGACAUACCGGGAGCUUCAAGACUCUCGUCAACGCAGCUGCAAUAUCGGCCUGCCUUAAUAUUCCGACGAGCAUGUGGCAGCUUCGAAGCCGAAGGAGUGCAUAACACUUUUGAAAUAUGAGCGGAGUUUGGCUUGCGCGACCGCCUCUAAGUUGCUGGGAACUCCUCAAACUGUGGACGGCGAUGCUCGUCGUCUUCGCUCCGGCGAUGGCAGAAAGUUUGUGGAUCUGCCAGUCCGCUACGACACCUUUCCUGUUCCGUACACAGUUUCCCUAUCUGUCUGGAAACAAACUAACGAAGUUUAUGGCAUCAGGUGCGGAACGAAUACAGCCGCAUUUAGUGAGAUAA
This is a messenger RNA of Acanthoscelides obtectus, 1077 nucleotides long. Lineage: Eukaryota; Metazoa; Arthropoda; Insecta; Coleoptera; Chrysomelidae. The record is from the annotation of a GenBank genome assembly.